CUGUUGGGUCUUUACUCUUUCUACAAGCAACUCAAAGGACAGAGCAAAAGUAGCGAAGACGGAGAUAAAAGGACCAGGAAAAUAUCACCCAAGGGCUCGUCGAGAUAUCGCCGAUGGACGUGAUCAAGUCCCAGCAAGUAUCAUCUAAGCCCAUCGAGAAGGUCAUCGUUCACCCACUGGUUCUGCUCAGCAUCGUCGACAACUACAACCGAGUCGCCAGGGACACGCGCAAGCGAGUUGUCGGAGUCUUGCUCGGUAGCUCCUUCAGAGGCACCGUCGACGUCACCAACAGCUAUGCAGUGCCCUUUGAAGAAGACGACAAGGAUCCAAGCAUAUGGUUUCUUGACCACAACUAUCAUGAAUCGAUGUUUUCAAUGUUCAAGAGAAUCAAUGCUAAGGAGCACGUGGUCGGUUGGUAUAGUACAGGACCAAAGUUACGCGAGAAUGAUCUAGAGGUUCACAGAUUAUUCCACAACUAUGUCCCAAAUCCUGUCUUGGUCAUUAUUGAUGUCCAGCCUAAAGAGAUGGGGAUACCCACUAAGGCUUACUAUGAUGUUGAAGAAGUGAAGGAGAAUGCUACACAAAAAAGCCAGAAGGUUUUCGUUCACGUGCCUUCAGAAAUUGCUGCUCACGAGGUUGAGGAAAUUGGAGUGGAGCACUUGCUAAGGGACGUGAAGGAUACAACCAUCAGUACACUUGCAACUGAGGUUGCUGGAAAACUUACUGCUUUAAAUGGUUUGGAUGCACGGUUACGAGAGAUACGUGGGUACCUUGAUCUUGUUAUUGAUGGGAAGGUUCCAUUAAAUCAUGAGAUACUUUAUCAUUUACAGGAUGUGUUCAACCUGCUUCCAAAUCUCAACGUGGCCGAGUUAAUCAAGGCAUUUGCUGUAAAAACAAAUGAUAUGAUGUUGGUUAUAUAUCUUUCCUCUCUCAUCCGAAGUGUCAUUGCGCUCCACAACUUGAUCAAUAACAAGAUGUUAAAUAAAGAACACGAGAAAGCUGAGGAUGCAAAACCGGCACCAGUCCCACCUGUCAGUGGAAGCUGAUUUUAUUUAUUUGUUUCUUUCAGCCUUUAAAGAGCUCCAUCUUUAAGGGUGGGUGGUGCGAACAAAUGAGUGGAGCCUUUACAGAGCUCCAGCCAUUUCAAUGUAGACUUUUAAAGCAUUUUUUUUCCGAGUGUGCCCUAAGUUAGAAAGUUUCCCAUUGGCCAACCUCACUUAGCAAUGGCUAUGUAUGAUAUCCAGGUUAUUUUUAUUACAUUCUUUAGAGCAUCUCCCACCAGAUUGUGUAAAACCCUGGAUUCUCUAAAUUUAGUUAAUAUGAGCCAAAAUUCUUCUCCAAUAA
Messenger RNA from Alnus glutinosa, 1344 nucleotides. RefSeq names its product 26S proteasome non-ATPase regulatory subunit 7 homolog A-like. The coding region runs from base 114 to 1046 and encodes 310 amino acids. The transcript has 10 exons. Lineage: Eukaryota; Viridiplantae; Streptophyta; Magnoliopsida; Fagales; Betulaceae. Gene Ontology annotation, biological process: proteasome-mediated ubiquitin-dependent protein catabolic process. Gene Ontology annotation, cellular component: proteasome regulatory particle; proteasome complex. Gene Ontology annotation, molecular function: metallopeptidase activity; protein binding. The record is from RefSeq and is a predicted model, not a curated record.